AGAUAGAUAGAUAGAUAGAUAGAUAGAUAGAUAGAUAGAUAGAUAGAUGGAUGGAUGGAUGGAUGGAUAGAUGGAAAGAUAGACUACUCCUUUAUGUUCCUCUUCUCCGUUACCUCAUUUCUAAAAUGUCUAUUGUUGAUUUCCCAAGUGAAUCCAGUCAGGUCAAACUAAAUCUAGAAAGGAAUGAGAGAAGGGGGAGACAGAAAGAUAGCAAUACAUACAGAUGACGAGAGAGCGAUUAGAAAGAGAGAGAUGAGAUGGAGGAAGAGAGGAAGGAGAAGCAGCUGGAGAGGAGAAGUUGGUCUCUUUGCAGCUCCAAAGCUCUUAAAGCCCCGAAGCUGUGUGGAGUGUAAAUGGGAGGAAAGAGAGAGAGAGAGAGAGAGAGAGAUAGAUAGAGGAAGAGAAGGAGAGAGCGAGAGGUAGAGGGAGGCUGAAUUGAGGAGAAGAAAAGCUAUAAGGGAGAGAGAGGGAAAGGGAGAGGAGGAGGGUUUGCGUUGGUGUGUUGGUUGGCAGAGAGAGUGCUUGUCAAAAAAAUCUUCCUCUGACAGAAGGCAUGAUUCACAGCAGAGAGAGAGGGAGAGGGGAGAGAAAGAGGGGGAGAGAGAGGGAGACAAGCGUCAGAAAAAGCAAAAAAACGGCAGAGAUAAAGAGAGAGAGAGAGAGAGAGAAACGACAGGGGCAGAGAUGCCGGUAAGAAAAACAAAUGAGGAUGCUUAUUUGAGGCAGAAUGACAAGACAUUUACAGGAUGGGACGGAGAUCGACGGACUGGAUUGACUGAUGCCUUUUAAUGACUGUGACCAUGUUGAUAAGACAGACGAUGGUAAUCAACAAACACUGCCAGAAUGAAAGGAGAAGCUUUCUGUCGCUUUGUGUCUGACUAACGCUCCACUGGAAAAAGACUUUAUUGGCUCUGAACAGACAGCCAGAACAAUAAACAGCUAAAAUAAAAACAAAUGCGGACAUGUUGGGAAGAGCAUGGGAGAGAAGAUGAGCUAAGAACAUAAAAACAUAAAAACUGGACAUAUUUUGUCUUAUAUUUUCAUGUUUCUUCUUCUAAAUCUGGUUGGAGUAUUUUUAAUUUUGACAUUAUCUUGUUUACAUUGUUUUUAUGUCAUGAAGCUUUUGACAAGCAGUUUUUUUUUGCAGCAAGGCUUUGAUCAAAACAGUGUCCUGACAAGAAAUAUGCUUCAGUAUUUUACCAUAAAAGAAAAAGCAUUUCUCUUUUGCCAUGGCCCUCUCAAAGCCAGCUGCCAUGCAUCUUGAACAUAUUGAAAUAUAUUUUACAAGCUAAAUUUUUCAUAAUUAGUCAAAUUAACAAAUUCACAAUUCACUCUUCAAACUUCAACCGUGCCUCCCACCAGUCCCUCCCACCAUCAGCCAUCCGACCAAUCAUGGGUAAGCCUCUAAGCCGUCCUGGGUGUUUCAGGAAGAGCUCCUGCUGCCUGGAGAAACAUGGAGCUGGGGAUGGAGGAUUGGGAGGGCGGUCUGGGGGAGUGGAAGGGGGAUACGGAGACGGCUACAUUCCCCAACGAUCCAUCUACGAUACCAUGUGCAUCAAUCAACAGAUUGACAGCCAUCACCAUCACGCUGGAGGGUCCAUGAGGCAAGAUGGUGGAUGUGAGGGGAGUUUUAGCUACUCUGCAAGCGGCUCCCUAAGGGUUAGCAGGUCUCCGGCUGACAUGUUUGAUCCGCAGCCCCGCUCUCUAACUCCGAACCCUUCGUUUGUUCGACGACUGGAUGAAAGAGCCAUCUUUGAUUCAUUGAAGCUUGGGGGUCAGGAUGUCGAUGGUGUUGGCUGCCAUUCGCCAGGAUGUAUCAACCGAUCAGUUUCUCCCUCCGUGUCAUCAUUCUCAGCACCAGGAGUGUCCUCCUCCUCAUCCAAGAAACACCACCAUCCCCACCACCAUCAACAUGGAGACAGUACAAAGAGCAGAGAUGGCCGACAUUCCUGGAAAGUCUUUACACCUCCGAAACACCUGGAGUGUCUGGAGCUUACUACAGCCGAAAUGAUGGACAGAGGAGGGGGGUAUCUGAACCCAGGACACUACCCUCCCCCUGGGGGCCAGUCCUCCUCUCUUACCUCCCCCCUCAUUUCCCCAUUCUCUGGCUCACCUCUCUCCUCGGGUUACCAUACUCCGGUCUUUUUCUCCCCUGCCAAACCUCGCCCCAGUCAGUCUCAGAGUUUGCGAUGUUCCCCUCCCCAGGUCGUCCAGCCAAGGCAUUACUCCCAAACCCAGAGUCUCAGGCUGUCACCACCCCAUGAGCUUAGACGAUCUCCCUACCGUGCCCCGCUGGUCCAACUGUCUGCUCAUGACCUCGAGCAGGAAAUGAGGGACAGAGGAGGAGGAUGGGGCCGGAGUGAGCGAGAAAGGGAGUGGGAGAGGGAGAGAGAAAGGGAGAUGGAGCGAGGGUGGGCCCAGCGAGAGUGGGAAAGAGAAAGGGAGAGGGGGAGGCUGGAGAGGGAGAAGGCGAGAGAAAGGGAGAGGAGGGAAACAUCAACUUUUGGCACGUUUGGGUAUGGUCGACCAGUACCUCUUCGUUCAGACAGAGACUCUGUGUUUUUAGAGCACGACCAGGUUAUAGACACAACACCCCUAUUGCUCCCCCACCCCUCACCUUCACCCUCCCCCAAUGCUGCCCCCAGAAUGGGCACUGGCGCUGUGGGUAGGAAUAGAGCCGGGUCAAAGGUUGGCCCUGAAAGUGUAGGUAUGGUUUCAAAGUUUGACAAUGGGAGUGUGGGUUUGGUGUUAGUUGACAGCAAAUCUGGGUGUGGGCCGAGGAUAGUAAGUGAAGCUGGAGUUGGAAACAUGCAAGAGGCUGAAAUCAGGGCUGGAAUACAAGAACACCAUAGAGCUGAAAGUUGGAACAAAUAUGACAACGGAUCCAGGGCUAGCAUUAAAAAUGGGUCUGAAAUAAGAAUGGGCUCCCAAGUGAAAACACGACCAGGUGGACGGGAUCUGGAAGGAAAAGUACAGUCUGGGGUGGAGAUUGAAAAUAUGGCUCCAGCUGUGAACAAAGAUGGACACAGGGGAACAACAAGGAGUGGAGAAAAAACUGGAAGGGGUGUGGCUAAACCAGAACCCAUUGCUGAGACUAUACCUUCAACUGUGACUGACAUUGAGAACAGGAUUGAGCCUGGAGAUAAAGUUGAGAUUGGAGCUGGACCUGGUCUGGGGAUGAAGCCAGAGAUUGAGGCAGGGGUUGAGGCUAAAGCUAUUUUAAGGCAGGUGGAGAACAGGACUGGAACAGAAGCUGGAGGUGUAGCUACAGUUAACAAUGAGGUUGGUUCGGCAGCAGAGUCCAGGGUAGAACCUAAAGAGACAGAAGUUAAGAUUGCUCCUACAUCUGAGCCUGAAGCAUUACUAGAGGCUGGGGUUAGUAGUGAGACAGAGACUAAAAGUAACACUGAGACUGGGGCUGUCAGUGAAACACAGAACAGCAACAAGACUACAGAUAAAGCUCACAUAAGUGUUGAGGCUGGGGAUAAAACUGAUACUGCCCCUGCAGAUCAGGCUGAGAAAAAGCCUUUGGACAUCGAUAAAAUUGAAUCUAGCAAUGUAGAGAAAGGUUCCAGGUCCCACAAGUCCAAAUCAUCCAAGUCCAGCUCUAGGACUCGACCUGGCACGGCCACAGGGCUCCGACCAGGCGUGGUCAGCCCUGGCCUAAGCAGAGGAUUUGGAGACUGUGAGUCAACAGGCCUUAAGUCUGAGGGCAUUGAGUCCACCUGGCCUCGCCGAAUCAUGGUCAGAAAGAGGACUGUUCGGCAGGGUGGGGCACUCCACAACCUCCCUAUUCUACCCCCACUCCCCUCUGUCCUCUCAGCAUUGGAGAAGAGGCGCCCACUUGCCCAACUCCACCCCCGUCCAGGCCACUUCUCAGAGAACCCACUAACAACCAUUAUAAAUGCUACAAGUAUUGUGGGACGAUGCUCACUUAAAGAGCCCUCCCAUCUAGAACCAGGACAGGGGGCCAGUUUGGUAGGCAGGGCUUCCCUGAAGGAGCAGAACUUGGAGCAGUGGAGGGUCUGCAGAGAGCAGGAGGAACCCAGGAGAACCAGGAGUAAGGAGAAACAAGCAGAGCAGAGUAAAGAGAAGACUGAGAUUGAGGAGAGGAAGGGGAAGGAAGAGAAGCGAGACAAGGCGAGAAUCGAAGAGAAAGACAAAAGGGAGGAGAAAGUGGGAAAGGAGAAAGAGAUGGUUACUGUCCUAGAGGGGCUGGUGAAGGAAACCAAACAAGAAAAGUCAGAGAGAAGGGUUAAAGGGAAAUUGCAAGAGGAUGGGAACAUAAAGGAAGAUGUAGAAAUAAUGUUUGAAAAGGUGGAGGAUAGAGAAAUGAAGAUUAAGGAUGGAAUACAAGAGCAGCAUCGACAAGAGUUGGAGGAGGUGGUGGCUAAAUCAAAGAAAGAAGAAGUUGACGUGGAGGGAGGAGAAGGAGGCACAUUUGGAGAUGAAGGGGGGAUAGAGAGUUGGGACGUUGUCCUUGACAUGGUCAACACAUUGUGGGAGGAUGGCUGGGAGAAAGGGGGAGCGGGAGGAAGUGGUGAUACAGAUUCCUUCUCGGGCUCCCUUCAACGUUGGCCUCUUCUCCGGCCCCCAAUUGGCUUUGGGGGCUCCCAUCCCCCCUCCUCAGCAGCCUCGGAGCUCAGCCUGACAGAGUUGGAAAGGAGAGCCAGGGAGCUGGACUCGGACCUGGAGCACCUAGACCUGUCUCAGCCCCACAGGGACACCCAGGAUUUGUACCAAUCACUGCUGGAGCCACAGAGGGAACGAACGGACAUGUACCAAACACACCCUGGGCCGCAGAGAGAGAAAGUUGCUCUCUUGACAGGAAUGGGGAACAGAUCCCAGGUCAGUUUGGAGCUCAGUGCUAUGGCCUCACCAGCUACAGACACAGAUAGACCUCCUGUUGACUGGUCAACCAAAUCUGCUGGGACUUCCACUGUUGGCAAUAGCUCUACUAAGGAGGACAGCUCUCCAGACUCCAACCUUACGCUGGAAUCCGACUCCAGUGGCGUCUUCUUGUCCUUAUCCAAUCAGAGCCAGGAGGAAGCUGGCUCUGACAGCGACCAGCCAAUCAGUGGCUCUGACCUAGGCAGUAGCAGCACGUCACUGGAGAAAGAUGGGGACGAUGGAGGGUUAAAGGAAUGGGGGAGGGAGGAGAGUGCAGAGCUACAGUGGUGCUACCCAUCACUCCUCGACACCUCCUUGCAUGAAGACAAAGAAGGAGAUAGCGGAAGAGAGAAAGCAGGGCAUGGAAAGAUGGGGAGAGAUGAAGAGAGAGGGAAAGAUGAGAAUGGAAGGUGGGUUGGUAAGAUAGGUUCUGUUUCAACAACUAAGACCCCACUUGACCAUGCAGAUAAGGAGGGCUCCACAGCUUUAAAUGCCCCACAAAGUGAAGAGAUACCACCCAGGAAAAAAGUGACCAUCAUGGGAAGUGACUUUCCUCUUCCUCUGUCUCCCUCAAAACAACCAAUCAAACACCUUCUAGAUCCAAAUCAGAAGCCAAUCAGAAGCUCAGGCCUGGACUGUGGUGAUUUAGAUCCCUUUGUCCAAUCGGACAGCUUUGUUUACCUUGCCGUGUCUGCAAGACCUGCCUCCCAGGGUGAAGUCACCACACUGACAGAAGUUCCCACCCAAUAUAUAAAACAAGACAGUGUACAGCAACAUUCAGAUAGCAUGAAAACACACUUGGACCAGUCAAAUACAGAAUGGAUCGCUAAGCCAACUCAUUUUGCCCCACAAAAACCAGAGGAAGGAGACUUUCUGUGCACUGACAGCUUUGUCUACCUGGCUGCUCCAGCCUGCCACCUACUGGGCCCUGCAGGAACUGCACCCUACAGCGGCAGGGAGUCAGACUCAGAGAGUUCCGGAUCUGGCGCUGUUGAUCUGUCAGUACUGGGCUGUGGCUCGGUGGCAGGGGAUAGCGACUGGGACUCAGACCUGUCCGACUCCGAUCCCAGUCGCUCCUCCAGAAUAUCUGCUGCUGCUAAUAAAUCUGCCGGCGUAUCACGACCCAAGCGGCUGCCUGCUGAACCAGGCUGGGACUUGUUUGGAGAAACCACCGAACCUGAAGUGCUGAGUGAGCUCUUCACAGAACAGGACAAAAACAACAAUGGCAUAGCAAGGAAGGUUACCGGGGUUACCACCAGCCUGGCUGAUACACCAGCUAUUCCCAUGGCAACUCAGCAUGUCACUGCGCCAGUGAAACGGGUAGAAUCAGUAGAUCAGUCGUCAACAACAAAGAAGGUGACAUGGCAGUUUAAACCAGCCCAGAGGUCAGUCUGCACAGGAAGCAGGAAGGAUAAAGAGAAGGAAGGGACAUCAUCAUUGGUAAGGUUUACAGAACUUGAAGGAGGCGAUUCCCAUAGAUCCUCCCCUUCAUCUUCAUCGUCUUCAUCAUCCUCACCAUCGUCAUCGUCUUCUGGUUGAUUUGUGAAGGAAAUGUUUUUUGUUCAAUCGUUUGAGAGGAGGCUUUAUUGCUGAAGCUGGGUUUGUUUCCAAAAGAUAGAAAAGGUUUUCAACUUGUUCUGUAGAAACUGAUGGCUAGAACAACUGCAUAUUUUUUUGCCUGUACAUUUUUUAUUUUGCAUUUAGCUGCUGCCAUUGCCUUCUUAUGACCUUCUAAAGGCUGCAUAAAAGACUAGGUAAUUGUUGCAUUUUCUUGGACUACUCUACACAAUAUACUAUUUAAUCAAUUUAAGUUUGAGAUAGUGUGAGACUCAGGCUAAACAGAAACCUUCAGGUUGAGAUUGCGUGGAAAUAUGGCCUGAUAGAACAUGUAGGUAAGUCAUUCCUAAUGGAUUUUAUCAACAGUCAAAGUUUGACACAUGCUUGAUUUAUUAGUUACACAUUACUCUAUCUCUAAACAAGAAAUAGGAAUAGUACUGUGGGUUUUUUAUUCUAUUGAAUGUACUGUACAGGAUAUACACAACUAUAAGUAAAAACAAAAUUCACAUAUGAGGCAUUCUCAGUGGUUUGGCUUGGUCACCUGUAUUUAAACAUUAUUACAAUGUUGGAAUUUAGUUACAAUAACACAUACAAAUGAUUACAGUUGGAGAAAAGAAUUUCUGUCUAACAAUCUAACAAAAGAUCUAACAAUGUAAAUGUGUCUCAGGUCUUAUAUCAAAUUACACUUCCUUCCCCUAUGUAAUGCCUCACUCCAACACCUGCCCUUACUACUUCAUAUAUAUGCUUUUAAAACUGACUUUUAGAAAGCGACUGAGGUCGAACUUUACAGUGUACAAUGUAUUUUAUAAUCACAUCCAACUUUACAGUGUAUUUACCAGUGUGUCAAUAAUAUAUUUUGAAACAUUGAGAUAAUUAUAGAGCGAUAUAUACAGUAUAUAUGUGUGUCUGUGUGUGUGUGUGUGUGUGUGUGUGUGUGUGUGUGUGUGUGUGUGCAGACAUGAACAAAUAAUGGAAGGAUUUAGUAAUAACAUUUAAUUUAAAUGUUUUAUUUAUAAAUUAAAUUGAAAUUGUCAAUGUUAAAAUUGGGCAAUAUGCUUACGGAUUCAUGCUAUAUUCUAUGUUUCAGAUGUGGAAAGUGUUGCCUGAGUGAUGUGUAUAAUAAUGGCUGAGUUUAAUUUUAUUUUAUACAACCAAAUACUAAUUGUAAAUGCAGUCUUACACUCAUUUAGAGGUUCUAUGUGUAACAAUUUUAAACAUCAAUGUAUUAUCAGGUAGCUCGGUAUAAUUGCCAUAAACAAUGAGACAUGAUAGAUAGCCUUUGUCUCACACCAGUGGUAGUUUUAGUGCUAGGGACUUCAUUGCCGUGGCAUCUUGGGCUUUACUGAAGAGGAUUAACAUGUUGGAGAUGAUUUGCCUCUCACUCUCCUCCACCAAUUGAGAGCAAAUUUGACAGUUUUAGCUCUGUUUGCAUUGAAAGUGAAGCAAUCCAGAAGAUUUUCAUCCAAAUCCAUGUCAGUAGCACACAAUGUAAAAUGCAGUGUGGAGACCUGUAGAGCUGCCAAUCAUCCCAGCAGUGGUUCUGUUGUUGACUAAUUAUACUAACGUUUCAAAAUGAAUGUGGUAAUCAUUUACUGAUGUUAACAAUUACACAUGUAGCACCUUUAAAAGAGCGCACAGUGCUAGCAGGUUUAUCCUAUUACAAAUGUGACAAAGAGAGCGCGGAAGGUUGACAAAUCAUUGUUACUUACCCAAUAAUAAUUAGCAUCACAAUAUGAUGUGGCUAUGAAAGGAUGUGUGGUAAAUUAUGUCCUGGCAGGCAAAUGUUUCCUCAGCAGGUGCACUUGUGCUUUUUUAAAUAUGUACUUGAAUUUCAAAUUGGGCAGUGGGAGGUAACUUUGUAAAUUUGUCUUUGUGUUAUCAGUGUUGAACGUAAUGGCACUAGAUUUUGGAAGUUGAAUCUAUUGUGGGGAUGCUGCAGCCAUAUUUUUUUGAUUUGAUUGCGAUUGAUGCCGUAACAUUGGUGUUUUUUUGUUUUAGGUUUUUCUGCAAACUGAGAACUGUUGCUUUGUGCAGAUUUAACUGCCAUUAUGAACAAUGAAAUGCUCCGCCAGUCCCUAUUCUUAAUGAUGUUGCUCUGUGUGAACCAACAGGAUUUGGCAGAGCUCUAAAUGCACCUGUCUGGUUUAGUGAUAGAUUUAUUAUUUAUUAUUUUAUAUUUUCUGGUGUUUUCAAGCACAUAUUUACAAGUACAUCCAUGGAGGAAUUACGUACUUCGUUAGCAUUGAUCCGUAUUUUUAAAGCUGCAAGAUUGUGGGGAUGUCUUAGGAAGUGAAUGUGUUACCAGCGAUUGAACUAAUGACUAUUGAAGGUUUGAAAUGACCACAACCUCUGACUACUUGUUAUUUUCUAAACCAUGUCAAAAUGCAUUGAAUGUACAUUUGUUGAGAUUGUUAUGACACCUUAUAGCACCCCAAAUCCCUGUUGAAGGUCAGCAGUUUCAAAACAUUAAAAGUGAUCUGUGAGGCCAUUUUGGCAGGCCGGAUUAACCUGUAACGGCACAGAUUUGCUGAUGUUACAUUGUUACCUAUUACACUCCCAUGGCAGGAGAAACCAACCAGUACCCAUGUGGUUUAGGUUUGUCCUUUGCUUUUUUGUGUGUGUCAGUUUGUGGUAAUUUGAUUAAACACAAAAUUAUGUAGGAAUAUUGACCAUAUAAACACAAUAGGGUGGUAUUAGCCUCCGCAAAAUCCGUUAAUUGUGGAAUGUACAACUUGCAAUGCUGGGUUACUUGAAAGCUGUUAUCAAUAACUUAUUACUUACUGAAAAUGUAAUUGCAUCACUUUACAAUUUUUUCAGCAGGAAAAGUUAUGUUAGCCUACAUUACUUGUUUACUUUGGUUACCCUGCCCAACUCUAUCGAAGGUGCCUUUCAACAACUCCAAAUUCUCCACACCCAGACCGUUCUCAUUGCCUGGUUGUCAAAUACCGACGCUUUGUCACAAUCUUUGUCAGUACCAGUUGUUCAAUAACUUAAAUGAUUAAUGUUUAGCCUUGCUUUUUUGGUUUGAAUAUUAUGAAAUACAGUUCCUGUACAUCAGAAUUUCUGCCACUGGUGUUGCUAGGCAAUGUUUGGAGAAACAAAAAGGAGCAAGUUUUACAAGGUCGGGUGAAGACUUUUAAAAUUUGUACAAGUUUUGAAAUUAGAAGAGAAA
Messenger RNA from Sander lucioperca (pikeperch), 9619 nucleotides. RefSeq lists its product as uncharacterized. The record is from RefSeq and is a predicted model, not a curated record. The coding region runs from base 1393 to 6429 and encodes 1678 amino acids. Lineage: Eukaryota; Metazoa; Chordata; Actinopteri; Perciformes; Percidae. The transcript has 5 exons.